Pelobates cultripes (western spadefoot toad) is the source of this 4781-nucleotide messenger RNA. Lineage: Eukaryota; Metazoa; Chordata; Amphibia; Anura; Pelobatidae. The record is from the annotation of a GenBank genome assembly.
AUGUUCCAAGCUAAAAUUCCCAGCGCAGCCGCAGGCCAUGUAAGUAUAUCUUAUACCAUACAAUUACCUGCUUAUGAAACCUCAGCCUUGUAAGUACCAUUGGUACAGAUGCCAACGAUUCUGCCCAUGAAGUGUUAUUCUCCUUCGCAGAGAUUCUGUUUUUAUCCUGCCAUGGAAAUGCAAGUAAAAAGAACAUUCUAGGCUUCUCCAAAAACAUAAUGAUAUUUUUUCGUAAUGAAUCAAAUAGAGCCAUUAAAAAGUUGCAUAAAGCUAUUAAACGUACCUGAAGUCCAGUGCCAAGUCAGUCUCCUCCAUGCAGCCUGAUCCACCCACAGUGAGAUCAUCGAUCUGUUGUCCAAUCAAAUGCUUCUCGUAAAGGGGCAUUUCAGACUUACGGCCCAUGUGAUGCAUGAGGAACCACCAAUCCAAUGCUUCUCUAUUAGAAGAGUAAGCUGUAAAGAUCUAAAAAAAAUGUAAGGUUUUGAGGAAAAAGGGCCUCUACUGACUAUAUUUCUGAUCGGAAAUACAAAUGUGCUUUUGACCAAAAUGUAAACAUUGUAGUUUCCGUGAAACAGCCAUAUUUUACAUUAUUUGAGAAAAGGUGCAGUAUCGAUACAGUAACCUGAAGUGGUUUGGGUGCUUAGGAUGUCCCUUUAAAUCCAUGGUUAAUACUAACAGUAAGUAAUUAAUUAACUAAUUAAUAUAACUGCUACAGCUCUAUGUUGUGGUUAUGUUGCCUAUAGUCCCUGAGUGCUGUCCAUGGGUUUUAAGACACGCACAGCCUGUCUCUUUUCAAUCAACUCGAUGAUGCAACAUUUACACUUCCUCAUUAUCUAUCGAUUCUAUUCAACAUGGAUGGCAAAUAUUGGCGGAGAAUGCUGACGCAAUAUCACUGAAAUAACCUAAUUUGCUUAAUUUGGUUGAAAUAAGCAAAAUACACCUCUAAUUGUAAUUUGCCUACAGCUGACAUAAAGCAUGAAAACAAAUUGCACAUCUAGGAGGUGAUAAACAAGUAACUCAUCUGUGUAACACGCUCCCUGCUUACGUAAGGGAGUAAUAUCCUCUUUUAACAGUUGCAUAAAAAUCGCUGUGCUAAUUCUACCUUACCCAAUCACUUCCACUUUCUGUACUCGUAGUGUCACAUAGUAUUACCAACUCUGCUUCCUAUUAACUCUUUGUGAACCAUUUUAGUAGGAAGGUUCAUUUAUCACGCGCAGCAGCACAGGCUGAUGGACAAGACCCUAAUAAAUAGCGUAAUAAUGAAUGGUAAAACAACAUAAACACGAUGCACCAGAAUACUAAAAUAGAAAAGAUGGUACAUAGUAAGGUUUUCUAGGUUACAGUAUUACUUAACAUUUAAUUUUACUUCCCAUUUAGAUAGCAGUAGCUUAGAAUGUGCAAACCCAACAUUUUAUGCCCAGUACCUCUUUUGCAAUAUCCAACCCCAGCUGUUACAUUCAAUUACUAUAUCAUUAUGUAAUUUUAUCUGAAAUAUUUUAUUCGUUAUUUAACUAAUAGUGUGCCAGCAUUGCACACUCAAUGAGUUAAUGGAAUACUUGGGAAUCGCUAACUUUACAGGGCCCCUUCCCCCACUGACAAGAGACUAGGCUUCUAAGAAUUAAUUUUAGUGUCUAAUCUGAGAGGAAGGAGAUGCGUGAAAGACAGCAUUGUGUAUCCUAUCUAACCAAGCUUCCCCUGCCAUCUCUUUGUGAAUUAGGAUUCGGGUUGCAGCCCUGCAGGAAGUGUGGUUCAAAGGUCAAAGGUUAGUAUGUGUUCGCUGCUACCCCUUCUCUCUGUCUGAUCGACCUGCAAUCAGUGUUAAACUUUGGUUUUUCUAUCCGCAGUCUUUUAGUGUGAAACCCCCUGUAAGAGAACUCUGCUCUUCCUGCCAGAAGACGGUCUACCCCAUGGAGAGACUGGUGGCCGACAAACAUAUAUUCCACAAUAGCUGCUUCUGCUGCAAGCACUGCAGUACCAAACUGAGGUAAGUCCCCGUGCUCGGCAGCUGUUUGUGUUGGGUGGGAAAGAUAAUCAUGAGUUCUCAGUAAAAAGGAUAUUCGUAAAAGUGUGAAUUGUCUGGAAUUUGAAGUACAUUUUCAAAGUUUAGACUAGAGUAGCCGAAUAGGAAAAACUCUCCAAGUCAUCUGUUUCCAGUUUGGCUAUUUAGGUCUGAAAUGUGAAAUUUAUUAAUAAUUAACACUUAUUGAACAACCCUGUAUGUGUGUAGUGGCCGGUACCGGUGCUCCGGGAGGUAGGUGAAUGCGUUAAGUACCAUUCUGGCUGUCGGUACUUGGGAAGUAGGUUGAAUGGGUUUAAACGAAUGAUUCCAAGUAAUCUGCGUCUGUAAUACAUACAGGAUAAGUCACUAAAACAUGCAUUGUUGGGCAUUCAAAGUGAAUUUAAGGCCAAAAUGACCCAAACAGAAAACAAAGCUGAAUUUGAGAGAUCGGCUAUUUUGGCCUACAAUUUGAAAUCCUGAUAGGUCUCACUUUAGUAUAUGACACUGAUAGAUCUUAUCAAUCAUUGUGUUUGAGAAGUCAGCUUUUUUUUUUUUUUUCUUUUUUUUUUAAAAGGAAGUCUUGCAGACAAACAAACAAACAAACAAACAAACAAAAAGAGAAAUAAAACAAUUACUAUGUGGACAUCGAAGUACUCCUUUUAUGGAAAUAUGACCUGGUGAGAAUGUUCUGUGCAUGCGGACGCUGGGUGUCUGGCAGCUCAGUGCGUGCUCAUAUGGCUGGUAGGUAGCCUUUUAUUGGAACACCUACAACUCCCACGAUGCUUUGCAUACCUUUAGAAUGACAAAGCAUUGUGGAAUCUGUAGUUUUAGAACGUCUGGGGAUCUACCAGGACAGCCCUGACUUAUACGAAUCAAUGGGCAUCGCAUGAAAGGUGCUGUCUUGCAGUAUUUACAUCGUGCAGGCUGUAAAUGGUCAAUUUUAGAGGAAUCCUGCAUCAUGCAAAUUGUAAAAGCAUGCGCUGCCCACCACGAAGGGGUGAUGUCUGGGAAAACAUCCUAUAUAUUGCUGGGUUUACCAUGUUUUUCCAGUGUUGCGCAGUACAUACUUUUGCAAGAUGUUUUUAAAACUACAGAUUCAAUGAGGCUUUGUCAUUCUAAAGGCAUGCAAAGCAUCAUCGGAGUUUUAGUUCUACAACAUCUGGGGAUCUACCUAUUGGGCACCCUUGGUCUAAGUAAUGUAUGCCCAGGGAAAAGUGCUGGAUCUGGCAACCCUAAGUCAGAUCAAAUGGAAUCUGCACAUUUGCUGGCGGGCACAUUAUUUAAAUUACAUUUCUAUCUGUUGUACGGCAGAGAUAAGAGUGUAAAAUAGUGUGUAUUGUUGCCCAUUAUUACAUUCACAUUAUCUGUUAAUUGAAGCUGAACGUUGUUGGCUGUGAUGGGUGGGUGUAUCCUCCAGCAUUUUGCAGAGUUUUACAUUGCAGACGCAGUGUAUGACCCGCGAGCCCCUAUUCCUAUAGAAAAGGUUUUAGCCAUUCUAUUUUGUAGCCAGUGCAGCAAAAUAAAUACUUGUUACGUUUAAAGGAAUUCUCCAAACCCCUAAACCUCUCCAGGGUGCUGAAGUGCUUUAGGGGUUAACAGUAUCCACCCGUUCACACAUUAUAAAAGUGCCGAUUGCACGAGAAGCUGGCACUUCCUGAUUCUUCUUUUAGACUGCUUUAUGCCCUUGAAACAAAGUGGAAAGCGAUGCUUUUUAUAGUGAAUCACUGAGUUGAGAAUCAUUGCUGGCGCAACAUUGGAUUCCUAGUGAGGCAAAGCACAGCUACAGUGAAGAACCUUAUUACUGCUGGAUUAAAAGUGACGCUAUAGUCACCAAAACAACUUUAGCUUAAUGAAGCAGUUUUAGUGUAUAGAUCAGGCAUAGGCAACCUUCGACACUCCAGAUGUUUUGGACUACACCUCCCAUGAUGCUUGGCCAGCAUUAUGAGUGUAAGAGCAUUAUGGGGAAUGUAGUCCACAACAUCUGUGGUGCCAAAGGUUGCCUACCCCUGGUAAAGAUCAUGCCUCUCAGGUUUCACUGCUCAAUUCACUACCAUUUAGGAGUUAAAUCACUUUGUUUCUGUUUAUGCAGCCCUUGUCACACCUCCCCUGGCUCAGAUUGACUCUUUCUCUGUAAAAUGAACUUUAAUCACAUACAGGAGGCUCUUGCAGGGUCUAGCAAGCUACUAACAUAGCAGGGGAUAAGAAAAUCUAAAUUAAAAAUGGAAGUAUAAACUUUAGAUGACUCUUUACAGGAAGUGUUUAUGAAGGCUGUGCAAGUCACAUGCAGGGAGGUGUGAUUAGGGUUCAUAAACAAAGUGAUUUAACUCCUAACUCCUUGGUAACUAUAGUGUCCCUUUAAGUUAACUCCCUUCUUUUUUUCUUUUUACAGGCAAUGUGUUCUAAUUAGUAUAUAAUUUAAUACUUUUGUGUUAUAAUGGUAGUGCUCCUCUGAAUGAUAGACUGUAAUUUCCCCUUACAAAUAAAUACUGUUUCGUGACUACCAAUUCUAGAUUGAAACUAACCCUUUGAGUGCUGGUGGUAUGCCAAAACAAUGCUUUACAUACGGUACAUUCUGCAAACUGUCCCUAUCCUCACACCAUCUGUCUCUGUAUUUCACAGCCUGGGCAGCUACGCAGCCCUCCAUGGGGAAUUUUACUGCAAACCUCACUUCCAGCAACUCUUCAAAAGCAAAGGGAACUACGAUGAAGGUUUUGGACGUCGCCCUCACAAAGACCUCUGGACCCACAAAGAGCAGGACGCCUCGGGAGACAAAGCUCUCUGA